Syngnathus acus (greater pipefish) is the source of this 3454-nucleotide messenger RNA. RefSeq names its product axin 1 (gene axin1). Gene Ontology annotation, biological process: negative regulation of canonical Wnt signaling pathway. The transcript has 12 exons. Bases 521 to 2800 code for a protein of 759 amino acids. Lineage: Eukaryota; Metazoa; Chordata; Actinopteri; Syngnathiformes; Syngnathidae. The record is from RefSeq and is a predicted model, not a curated record.
GCUGGGCGGGCCGCCAGCCUGUCAAUACACCGUUUUGAUGCCGGAUGGAAAAUGAGAGCACCCCUCCCCGCCCCGCCACCAGCCACACAGAGAGGGGCUGGAACAGAGAAAGAGAGGACUGGAAAGGGAAGAAUCCUCGACAGAUGGACUCGCCGGUGAUUAAAGAUGGCGGUGGCGGUCUUUGCUGCGGACCAAGGAAGAGGCAGCCCGAGUCGUAGUCCAGCGGCGGAGAACCGGGAAGCCCACAGGAAGCGAGAGCGGCAGGUACAAAUGGAUGGUAAAGACCAACUCCAGCCACGUUCAAACUUUGCUGGAACUUCCCCGAGGUGGAUUUUACAUCAACAUGAGAUAUGUCGUAACUUAGCUAUGGGAUCGUCAGUAUUUGGACGUACGGCUGGAGGAUCCAGAGGGGAGGCCUUCAACCAUGAGGAGUUGCUUUGCUGCGGCGUAAGUAGGCUUCCGGAUCUCGCAAUCGUGUUGUCGGGGCUCCACGGCCACGUUCCACUUGGAUGCCGGGACUAUGAACGUGAGCAACCACGGGGGCUUCCUGGUGGACCCGAGCGGCAGCUUCAAUGAGGACGCGCCCAGACCUCCAGUCCCCGGGGAAGAGGGCGAGCUGGUGCUCACCGAGUGCCACAACAAAAGCCUCAAAUGCGAGGCGUCCGUGGCCACGCCCAGGCGGCCGGACCAGGACUUGGGCUACGAACCGGAAGGCAGCGCUUCCCCCACGCCGCCUUUCCUGAGAUGGGCCGAGUCGCUUCACUCGCUGCUGGACGACCAGGACGGCAUCCAUCUGUUCAGGACGUUUCUCAAGCAGGAAGCGUGCGCCGACCUGCUGGACUUUUGGUUCGCCUGCAGCGGUUUCCGCAAACUGGAAGCCGGCGAGGGCAACGACGAGAAGCGGCUAAAACUAGCCAAAGCCAUUUAUAAGAAGUACAUCCUGGACAACAAGGGCAUCGUUUCCAGGCAAAUCAAAACGGCGACUAAGUCCUUCAUCAAAGACUCCGUGAUGAAGCUCCAUAUCGAUCCGGCCAUGUUCGACCAGGCCCAGACGGAGAUCCAGACCACGAUGGAGGAAAACACCUACCCUUUAUUUCUUAAAUCGGAUAUAUACUUGGAACACGCUCAGGUAGGGGGCGAGAGUCCCAAGCCUUACGCCGAUCAAAGCCCACUUUCGUCCGACACAAAGAAUCUGCCUGGAUAUUUGCCCACGUUAACCGAGCACGAGGAGUGGAGAUGCGAGUCGGAAGAACCUGCCGAUUGUGACCUCGUGCCCAGACUCACUCAGAGGCUUCUCACAGAGACGCCAUCGCAUCGAAGAUUCCAGGAAGAGUACAGACAUGCACCUGGUCGGGAGCCCGCCGACCGCUACUACGCCAACGCCGGACAUGCGUUAGCUCCGGCCACCAGCGCUAACGACAGUGAGCAACAGAGUAUGUCCAGCGACGCCGACACGCUUUCUCUCACUGACAGCAGCGUAGAUGGCAUCCCACCCUACAGAUACCACAAACCUCAUCGGCGGGAGAUGCAUGAAAGCGUUCGAGCAAACGGGCGCGUGCCGCUGCCUCUCAUUCCCCGCACCAAUAGGAUUCCAAAGGACAUUCACGUGGCGCCGGAGCGCUUCGCCGCCAACCUGAUCCUACGCCUGGAAGGCGUCCUGAGAGAGAGGGAGACGGAGGAGCGACUGAGGAAAUUACGACUGGAAGAGGAAGGCGAUGAAGGCUUCCCCGCUGGUAUUCACCCGCAGAAAUACGUCGACUACUAUGGCCCCUUCCUGAGAGACGCCCACGAGGAGAACCCGGAGAGUAUCCUGGAUGAGCACGUCCAACGGGUCAUGAAAACUCCCGGCUGCCAAUCGCCGCGAACGGGCCGCCACUCUCCCAAGUCCCGCUCGCCGGACGCUUUUAAAGGGGCGGCGGGGACUGCGCCCCCUUGGGGCGUUCAGGCUAAACAUCCAUCCAGGCAUGCUCUCAAGGGAGAGUCGGGUCACCACUGCAAGCAUCACGUGCACCAGGCGGAAGCACCUUGGAGUGUGGGAUCCACAAACAUGGAGCAUGCAGGCUACGGGAGCAAAAGUGGCGCACAGUGCAGACGAGCAUUCAAGCGUGAGGAGGAAGCAGCGGCCCCAGUGGAAGACCUGGAGAAAAAGCAGAAGAUCCUGAUGUGGCUCAUGGAAGGACAGAAGGAGAUGAUCCGACACAAGAGGAGCACGUACGGUAGCACUGCCGGAUCCAAGAAGGUCCCGGGUCUUCCCAGCUGCCCUUGGGACAACGUGCAGCCGUCGCAUCCUUUCAUUCAGGAUCCCACCAUGCCGCCCAACCCGGCCCCGAGCCCCCUCAUCCAACUAGAAGAGGUCCGUCGCCGCUUGGCGGAGGAGAAGAUGAUCAAGUCUGGAACGCUGCAGCCCAAGCAGAGGUAUGUGAUGGAGGUGAUCCAGCGGGGUCGCACUGCACUCAGGCCUGCACAGUUCCCGCCGCUCAGCGUUGUGCCCGCCGUGUCGGACUGCGAGCUCUCCGAGCCCGAGCAUAAAGCGACAAAAAAGCAAGUUUCCAACAGCAUGACGGUGGCGUACUACUUCUGCGGGGAGCCCAUACCGUACAGGACGUCCGUCAAGGGCCGGCUGGUGACACUCGGCCAGUUUAAAGAGCUGCUGACCAAGAAAGGAAACUACAGGUAUUAUUUCAAGAAGGUGAGCGACGAGUUUGACUGCGGGGUGGUGUUCGAGGAGGUGCGCGAGGACGACGCCACGCUCCCUAUCUUUGAGGAGAAGAUUAUUGGCAAAGUUGAAAAGAUCGACUAAGGUGCGAAGGUGAACAGGAAGUGAGUGGAAAGCGAAACAAGGAAGUGCUUAAUGGAUGCUCACGAUGUAGCUUUGUAAAGUUUACUUACGGAAAAGCGCUGCAGAUUUUUUUUUUUUACAGUGUUAUAAUCACUCGAUCUUUCUAAAGUAACCACACUCUUUGUGAUUCUUUUUAUAUGUAUUGAUACCAGGCGUGUACAGUUUGUGGUAACAAAUAACAUUUUAUAUCUAUUUAACUAUUUAAAAUUUGCUAUCCUAUCCAAGACCCCCCCUCCCCGAUGGAGACGAUCACAAUCCUUUUUAAAAGGAUUAUAUUUAUGACUUGUUAUUUUUGAAUGCCACUUAAAGAGUAAUUUAUUAUUUUGGGACAUUUUAGUCAGGCAGCACUUUGGGCACCUCGGUUUUAAUUGCGUGUUUUAAGGCGGCUUCUUCUAGCAAGGCCACCAUCGGGAUACCUUAUUACCCCAAAUUGAUAAACCACCAUGACAAUGUAAAAUUAUUUUUGUUAUUAUUAUUAUUGGGCCACUGCAUUCAUUUCAGCCAAGUGUUAGUAAAAUGGCCUCUAACACUGAGGGUGCUGUCAAAACAAAUCCUAAUUGUACAUUUGAACAUCUAUGCAAGCUUUCAAGUUAUUGUGGUGGAUUAUUAUUAUUA